This is a messenger RNA of Vigna radiata var. radiata (mung bean), 960 nucleotides long. RefSeq lists its product as uncharacterized. The coding region runs from base 192 to 722 and encodes 176 amino acids. Lineage: Eukaryota; Viridiplantae; Streptophyta; Magnoliopsida; Fabales; Fabaceae. The record is from RefSeq and is a predicted model, not a curated record. The transcript has a single exon.
GGUUCACUAUCCCUAACACAAACGUCAAACACACCAACUUUGUUUUCUCUGCCCUUAUCUACCUAUUUUCAUUCAUUCCUAUAAAUUCUUCUCUACCCACAAACCAAACCCUCUUCACCAAUUCCAUCAUUUGGUCUAUGUAAUUGGACCACACCAGUACUCUAGCUAUUGCUUAAUUUUCUCCUAUACGCAUGAAACAGACACACUUCACUCUGCCACAUGUGGCAGACAUCACAUGCAUGGACCCCAACCGUCCCCCGCUCGUGCCGGAGAAGCUCUCCAAAACGGUGCGUUUCCUCGGUUUCUUCAUACAAAACGACGUCAUGAAGCGGGGGAAGAACAUAGGGAAGGCGCUCAACGACGUCGUCGUCCGCCACCACCAGGCCCUCACAUGCCGCCCACGUGACGCUCACGUCUCCUUCGUGUCGCCGCUGGAGUAUCAGUUCAGCUGCAGCGGGAGUCCGCCGCGCCUCUCGCAUGCCAGUCGGAGGAAGCUCUCUCCUCCCUCUUCAAGCCGCUCGCCGGCUCAUCGCGCUGUGAGGAUGUGCCGUGGCGGUGGUGACGGCAUCAUAGAGAGGCGCGUGAAGAUCGCGGGCUCCGCCGCUUCCAUGUUGAACGACGUCGUGGAGAAGGACUUCCACGUGGACGAGGCCGCGGAGGAGUUCAUAGCGAGGUUCUACAGAGAGUUGAGGUUGCAGAAAUGGUUGGAUCACUAUUGCUGACGUGUAUAGAAUAAUGUGUGGUUAAAACUGUAGUUAAUUAAUUAGUCUUUCAUGUAUGUUACUUACUGUUAAUUACUGCAAUGGAUUGUGUUCUUACCAACUCCUAUGUUACCAAAAAAUCAAAAACUGUUGCUACCUUCUUCUACUUAUUAUUUCCGUUAAUUAAGAAGGGUUGUUCUUGGUCUGCAUCCAUCAGGUUUUGUAAAACCUAAAGUUAACAGUCAAAUAUAUGUGUUUA